This is a messenger RNA of Effrenium voratum, 399 nucleotides long. The record is from the annotation of a GenBank genome assembly. NCBI's taxonomy places the organism in Eukaryota, Dinophyceae, Suessiales, Symbiodiniaceae.
AUGUUUGGCGCGGGCAACAAUGUGGCGAAUGAAGGCAACAAGCAAGCUGCUCAUCAUUUCACGUUUGGCACAAAUAUUGUCAUUUUCGCUGGAAUCCUUUGGCACAUCGCUGCUGAAACUCCCAAGGGAGCAAGCAGUGCAUGUUGGAGGUGGGGCCCUUUCAUGCUGGCAACCUCGGGUUGCUGCAUGAUAAUGUGGGACUCCCUCCGGCACAUCUUCCUGGAUCACGGCGGCGUGUUCUUCAAGCCAGAGUCCUUGGCAAUGUAUAGCGAUCAUGGCGGCCUCACAACAAUUGGCAAGGUCAGCCAGAUGUUGACCAUCAUGGGAUUCGUGACGCUGGCCACAGGCGUGAUUUGGUUUGUACUGGCUCCCAAAAAGCGCACGGAGGACAAGGUCUAA